CAAACGUCAAAUCUCAUUUGUCACUGUAGUUAUCACUUGUCGUCCAUUUUUGCAGUUUGGUUUUAACUGGAAAAAUGUUUCGCACAGCUGUUAGUCGCAUGCACUCUUUUACAAAAUGUGCCAUUAAUACGAAUGUAAAUCCAGUUACUGGAACUAUUUCUCAGAGAUGGAUGUCAAAACAUUCUACCGAAACUGACGAAGAAUUCGAUAGAAGGUAUGAAGCAUAUUUCAGCAGACAAGACAUUGAUGGUUGGGAGGUACGUAAAGGGAUGAACGAUCUUUGUGGAAUGGACUUGGUUCCUGAACCAAAAAUUGUGUCUGCUGCAUUAAAAGCAUGCCGUCGUAUCAAUGAUUUUGCCUUAGCUGUCAGAUUUUUAGAAGCCAUCAAAAACAAAUGUGGAAAUCAAGUAGGAGUAAUUUACCCAUAUAUUAUUCAAGAAAUUCGUCCCACCCUUAACGAACUAGGCAUAAACACACCAGAAGAAUUGGGCUAUGAUAAACCAGAAUUAGCUCUCAAAUCUGUGUUUGACAUUCAUUAAUUAUUACAUAUUGUAAUGUAUGCAUUUUAGAUAACUGUUAUUAUUUUAGUGAAAAAUAAAUGUAUUAUCUAAUU
Messenger RNA from Agrilus planipennis (emerald ash borer), 613 nucleotides. It is a transcript of the gene COX5A, whose product is annotated as cytochrome c oxidase subunit 5A, mitochondrial-like. Bases 75 to 539 code for a protein of 154 amino acids. Gene Ontology annotation, cellular component: mitochondrial inner membrane. NCBI's taxonomy places the organism in Eukaryota, Metazoa, Arthropoda, Insecta, Coleoptera, Buprestidae. The transcript has 2 exons. Gene Ontology annotation, biological process: mitochondrial electron transport, cytochrome c to oxygen. The record is from RefSeq and is a predicted model, not a curated record.